Zeugodacus cucurbitae (melon fly) is the source of this 2630-nucleotide messenger RNA. RefSeq lists its product as uncharacterized. NCBI's taxonomy places the organism in Eukaryota, Metazoa, Arthropoda, Insecta, Diptera, Tephritidae. The record is from RefSeq and is a predicted model, not a curated record. The coding region runs from base 554 to 2539 and encodes 661 amino acids. The transcript is spliced from 4 exons.
UUCAGCCGCCUAUAGCAGCAGCACUCCGUUAAGCCAUGGCCACACGAGCUGAGCGCUAAAUAAAAAAUUUAAAAGCAAGCAAACACGAAAAACGAAAAACAAAGCUGGAAAAGAAAUUUUAAAAGCAAUUAACAACAUUUGCUGUCAGCUUUCACACAAACACACGCACAUAUAACUGCACAUGGGCGCACGAAAAAAAAAUAAACUAGAACAAAACUAUAGUCAGAGGCAGCAUAAAUGCAGAGGAAUUAGUUACGAGAAGACAACAUGAAGAGCAAGGCCAACAAAAAGAGUGCAUUUUGAAGCAGAGUGAAUUUUAUUUGAAUUUAGUUGAACUCGACCGACGCCCAGUUGCAAGUGCGACGAGUUGAUUUGUGCAGUGAACUGCAGUUAUUUGAUGAAAAGUGCCAAGGAUUUAAUAAAUAUUUGUGGAAAUGGAAUAUUAUUUUCGUACAAAUAAACAGUUAAAAAAAUAAAUUCAUGAAAAAUAUUGAAUACUAAAAUACAUAAAAAAUAAGAAAUUUUCAGCAGCGUAAAUUAAAAUUGUAAAAAAAUGCACACUCGUCGCGCACAAAAAUAUUUCAUUUUUCUCAACAUAUUGGCAACACUGCGCCAACACCCGCGACUACAGCAACACCAACAAAUUGCGACAAUUAUUGUGUCAGCAACAUCAAUGGCAGACGACAUAACAACACAAACAACUAUGCAAGCUUUAAGUGAUUUUGCAAGCGUCAGGGUAGCAGCAGUAACAAAAGGAGGUGGUCCAGCAUUCGCAAGGACAACAUCCGCAUUCGCUUUUGUUGAUGAAGUGUUGCCGCAUAAUGACAGUGUUGCCACUACAACAAUGUUGCAUGCAAAAGCGAUUGACAGCAACGCUAACAACAGCAAUAACAACGUUAAAUACAAUAACAGCGAAGACUUUGCACAGCUGAUAGAGCGCAAAUUGCAGGAAGAGCAAAAGGCGACAGCGGCAUCCGCUUCGUUAACGGUGAAUGCAGCUGCACCGCCGGACCGUUUACUUUCGCGCAAACGUCGUUAUUUGAUCUUUCCGGAGGGCAGCUCAUUUCAAGUGGUAUAUGACGGCAUCUACGGCAUUGUGGAUUACACCAACUAUCUUAUUCUCGGCAUAACCGUUGCCUUGGCUUGGGAGCUGCCCAGUAAGCCGCAAGGAGAAGUCAUCGAAGAAAUCGCCACCCGUUUGAGAGAACCCACAAACGACUUGCGGCGUAACGACACGGCAACACACAUCACGUAUGUGGACACAAAAGCGAAGCCAACACAAACACCAAAGCAACAAAAUUUGCAACCGUCGAAGAGUUUACAACCGAACUACAUCAAUCUCAUGACGUUGACAAAUCCUGCCGCAAGGAAGAGUGACUCCCAGUAUUACUAUAUGAAAGCGGAUCGACUGCCGGCUGCCUUCCAUGUGCCAAUGCAUCAGAAAUAUUAUUAUUAUAAGGGCAGUAAUCAAUAUGAUUACAAUAACAAGAAAUAUCAUAUGUUGCAACGGCCCAAAGACAGUUACUACCGCACUCAAGUGGCACGACCCAUUGGUGGUUAUUAUCGGGAACAACCGAACGAUUGGCGACGCAAGGACCAAUACUACUAUGGUGGCGGCAAUAAAAACAAAUUUUAUAAAAGCAACAACAACAACAAUUUAAAGACGCUAAAAGUGCAUCCGUUCAACAAGUGGACGUCGCAACAACAACAACAGCGCACCUCUUCACUCCGCAGUUACAAGCCUCAAGCGCAGAGCGGGAACGUCCAGUAUCCCUGGUGGAAUCUGAGAUCGAGGCUAUCGAAUUCAUUGCGUAGAAAACCAAUUCCCUCAAGACGUAUUGACAGUGGCAGCAGUCAGCCAAUGCAACAGCGACAACAAAAGCAACAACAAGGAUCAGCUAAACAACAACAACAACUAAGGCAACAAGAGCAAGUGCAACAAAAGCAAAAACAAGCCGCAUCCGGAUUUUAUCAACAGCCACCUGCCACAGCACGGAAACAUCGAAUUUAUCCGGUUUUCGGUAAGCGCAGCAUAGCAGAUGAGCCUGCAACAGCGCACUCAGCUGCAGCAAUGCAUAACAACAACAAUAGCAACAACAACAAUUCGCAUACCACAAAUCAUGGCGAAGAGCAAGAGUCAACGCCACAUCGUCGCUAUCGUCGCAGCGGCAUUGCCGGCAACGAGUUGAGUCGCAUGGAGCGCAUACAUGUGCGCCAUCAUCGCCGAACACGGCAAACGCUCUACGAGAAGAUUGAAAAGUAUCUGGACAAACUUGAAAUAGCAAACAGUCAUCAUUGUAUUUUGCGUGCUCUCUGUGAGACUGGACAAAAAUCGAAAGAGCUUGCGCCGGGCACUUUUGUUGGUGAAUUAAUGCGUGCUGUUUUUACAAUGCCCGAAGCUUUGGACGAAGAUAUAAUGGAGAAUCGUAUGCAUUACAAGGAAAAACGUUUUGACACUGCCAAUGCAUUUCAAGGCAGCUGCGCCGAAGAGUAUGCACUCUGCCAGAAAUCUCUAUGGGAAUCGGAAUUUGUUCAAUAAAGAAAUUUGAUUCAAAAUAAAAAUAUUGCGGGAUAAUUGAAGAUAUAAAAAAAUAUUGACAAAAUAAUAUACUAAAUAACUUUUUUAUGAA